GACCGAACUGUCUCCGAUAGUUCAGAUUGCUAUUUGUUCUGUGUGUUAUUGUUCAUUUAUUCAUCGUUGUUCAGUGAUAUAAAACAAAAGUCAGAUUUUCGAUAUAAUUUUUUCGGUCGGGAGAAAUUUACUCUCUUUAAGUACUUUACUGAAUUUUCACAUGGCUGUUUCACAGACCGGUUACCGUGUGAUAAGCCGAACUAAUGCACUUUCACUUCAUGGUUAUCGUCACGCUGCACAUGUCAUGUUGCACAGUUCUUUAAAAGAUACAGAAAAAAAACUAUUUAAUUACUAUCUACCACAACAUGCUGUAAUGCUUCAAAUGCGUUUUGACGGAACUUUGGGUUUUCCUGGUGGAUUCGUUGAAGAUGAAGAAAAUUUAGAAAGUGGUCUGGCUCGAGAAGUAUCUGAAGAACUGGGUGCAACUGCUGGUAGCCUAAACUACAUGGAAAGUGAUCUUGUAGUUUCACAUGAAUGUUUUGAUAAGAAAUUAUGCUUGCAUUUUUACUGUAAGAAAAUUGAACUGGAAGUGCUUAGGAUUAUUGAGAAAGAAUUAAUUGAUUGUCCACAGUACGGAUUAGAGACUCUCGGGUUCAUUCGCUGUCCGCUGUACACAAUGAAAGAUAAUCUUGGAGGUCUUCCGUCGUUUUUAAAAAAUCAUUUUAUUGGUAAUGCCAAAGAUCAAUUACUUAUUGGACUUGAUAACGAAAAACUUUUAACUAAAGAAGAAAUAGAUCUUGCUGUACAGCGUUCAGAAUCAAUUCAUGUAACAUAGAGAUAUGAUUUUAAAAAAUAGUUUAUAUCUUUUCUGGUUUAACAAUCAGUUCACAAAUCAUGAACGUGAUCUCGUGGGUUAAGUUAAAGACGUUUGCGGUCCGGGGGUAAGAUAUUUGACUCAUAAAUACCAUUUUGUUUUAUAUGGUAUAAGUCUGAGUCUAGCAGGUAUGCUGUGAAAUACUAUUAUAAUAUUCGUCUUUGUUCCAAAAAAAUGAUUUUACAAUUGUA
This is a messenger RNA of Xenia sp. Carnegie-2017, 1005 nucleotides long. Its product is annotated as U8 snoRNA-decapping enzyme-like. Lineage: Eukaryota; Metazoa; Cnidaria; Anthozoa; Malacalcyonacea; Xeniidae. Bases 161 to 775 code for a protein of 204 amino acids. The record is from RefSeq and is a predicted model, not a curated record. Gene Ontology annotation, cellular component: nucleus. The transcript is spliced from 3 exons. Gene Ontology annotation, biological process: sno(s)RNA catabolic process; mRNA catabolic process. Gene Ontology annotation, molecular function: phosphodiesterase decapping endonuclease activity; snoRNA binding.